GAAAGAAAGAAAGAAAGAAAGAAAGAAAGAAAGAAAGAAAGAAAGAAAGAAAGAAAGAAAGAGAAAGAAAGAAAGAAAAGGAAGAGAGGAAGAGAGGAAGAGAGGAAGGAAGGAAGGAAGGAAGGAAGG
This is a messenger RNA of Lagopus muta (rock ptarmigan), 129 nucleotides long. RefSeq lists its product as uncharacterized. NCBI's taxonomy places the organism in Eukaryota, Metazoa, Chordata, Aves, Galliformes, Phasianidae. The annotation marks the transcript as partial. The transcript is spliced from 2 exons. The record is from RefSeq and is a predicted model, not a curated record.